AUGCCUCUUCCGAUAGAGGUCGCAAUCAAGCCCAUUGGCAAGCCCGAAAUCGGUGUCAAUAACUACCAGGGGUUCACUCCAGGCCGCACAGAGGUCCUGCCAAAGGGCUGGAACGGCUACAACGCGAAACCUCUGGAGAGCGACAUCCGCAUCGAUCAUGAUGUUGAGAUCAAAGUACGAGAUGGCUGCAGGCUCUAUAUCGACGUCUACCGGCCGGCGGACAGCAAUGAAAAGAUCCCCGCCAUUGUGGGAUGGUCGCCCUACGGUAAGAAGUACAGCGCGCUCACGAUGCUUCCCAUGACACCGUGGUCCUGCUGUGUCAAGAAAAGCGAUCUCAGCGGAUUGGAGAAGUUCGAGGGUCUGGACCCCCAGAGGUGGUGUCCCAAGGGCUACGCCAUCAUCAGCGUCGACAGCAGAGGUGCCGGCAACAGUGACGGGCAGGUUCCGAUCAUAGGACUGCAGGACGCCGAAGAUGCAUACGACGUCAUUGAAGCCAUCGCCAAGUUCGAUUGGUGCAAUGGCAAUGUCGGCAUGGCAGGCAACUCUGCCCUCGCGAUUGCUCAAUGGCACGUUGCGGCCUUGAACCCUCCGUCGCUGAAAGCGAUUGCGCCGUGGGAGGCAAGUGGCGAUUUGUUCCGUGAGCAAUUCGUCAGAGGCGGCAUCUUCUCCAUGAGCAACUUCGACCUGAUCACCAACCUCAUCAUCAAGGGUAAUUCGGGCGUGGAAGACUUUGCGGAAAUGUACCGUCGCAGCCCCCUGUCCAAUAUCUGGUGGGAAGACAAGCGCGCAAACAUGAAGGCCAUCAACAUUCCCGCCUACAUCUCGGGAUCAGACUUUAGCUCCAUUCACACCAUGGGUAGCAUAAGAGGCUUCAUCGAGCUGGGCUGUUCCAAGAAAUGGGUUCGCUGGAGCGCCUGGCAAGAGUGGUUUGACUUGUACAGCGUGCCGGAAACCAACGAGGACCUGGCAAAAUUCUUUGACAGGUACCUCAAAGGCAUCGAAAACGACUGGGAGAAGACACCCAAAGUGCGGUGGACUUCCCUCAAAUUUGGUGACCGAGAAGCUGAGAGCGAUAUCAUAUUCGAAGACUUCCCUCCUCCCAAUACCGAUUACAAAACGUUUUACCUGAACUCCGGAGCACUGACCGAGGCAGCUCCCGAGAGCUCAUCGAAAGUGUCAUACAACUCCGAAGACAGCAAAUCGCUUGCCAAAUUCACCUACACCUUCGAUAAGCCAUCGCGAUUGAUCGGUAUCCCAAAGGCUAUCCUCUACAUGUCAUGCCCCUCGCAUGAUGAUAUGAAUGUGUUCAUCAACAUCCGGAAACUGGACAAAGAAGGCAACCCCAUGAUGCACCUCUGCUUCCCCUUCUGGGCUGCGCCGGUCAAGUCCAUCCACGACAUCCCGCAAAAGGACCAAAGCAGCACAAACCUUCACCUCGGCUCGGUUGGCCAGCUGCGGGCCUCUCACCGCAAGAUCGACCCUUCGCGAUCAAUGCACCCGCAGUUUCCCUUCCACCCCCACGACGAGGAGAACAAGAUCCCACCGGGUACAAUCGUGGAGUUGGAGAUCGGCAUAUGGGCGAUGGGUGUUGACUACGAAGCCGGCGAAUCGGUUCAGGUGCAGAUUGGCGGCCAGUUCCCAUCCAUCGCCGAAUACAAGGCCUUUUCGACAGAGCGUCCCGAGCAUGAGAGGAAUAAGGGGGAGCAUUUCAUCCACUGCGGACUCAAGCAUCCAAGUCGCAUUAUUCUGCCUUUCAUUUACUGA
Messenger RNA from Colletotrichum graminicola M1.001, 1764 nucleotides. Its product is annotated as X-Pro dipeptidyl-peptidase C-terminal non-catalytic domain-containing protein. The coding region runs from base 1 to 1764 and encodes 587 amino acids. The transcript has 2 exons. Lineage: Eukaryota; Fungi; Ascomycota; Sordariomycetes; Glomerellales; Glomerellaceae. The record is from RefSeq and is a predicted model, not a curated record. Gene Ontology annotation, molecular function: dipeptidyl-peptidase activity.